AUGUUGAAAACUAAUGAAAGAUUAAGUGUUUGUGUCUACUGUGGUUCUAGUUUUGGAAACAGAGAUGACUAUUCAAAUAAUGCAGAAGCUCUUGGAGAAUUGUUCCAUCAAUUAAAAUGGCGUUUAGUUUAUGGUGGUGGAUCUACUGGGUUGAUGGGGUGCAUUGCUAAGGCUACAAUGGGUCCUCAAUUGGAUGGUAAUGUUCUUGGAAUAAUUCCUGAUGCAUUGAUUUCUAAAGAAAGAGAUCAAGGAAAUGUGGAUGAAUUGAAUAAGAAAAUAAAAAACAAUGUUGAAAACCAUAAAGGAUCCACACCUAUUUCUUCUGAAUAUGGUGAAACCAUUGUUGUUCGUGAUAUGCAUACACGUAAAAGAUUAAUGGCCAAUGAAAGUGAUUCGUUUGUUGCAAUGCCUGGUGGGUUUGGUACAUUAGAAGAAAUAAUGGAAUGUAUUACAUGGUCUCAAUUGGGGAUUCAUAGUAAACCAAUUAUUUUAUUUAAUAUGGAUGGAUUUUAUGAUUCAUUAUUAUUAUUUUUAAAACAUUCUAUUGAUCAGGGCUUUAUUAGUGAGACAAAUGGCAAUAUUGUUCAGGUAGCCACAACACCUGAAGAAGUAAUUGAAAAAAUUAAAAAUUAUAAUCCACCUGAAGGUAGAUUUAAUUUGAAUUGGUCUGAUGAGCAUGAUCAUCAAAACUAA
Molecule: messenger RNA, 693 nt
Organism: Henningerozyma blattae CBS 6284
Lineage: Eukaryota; Fungi; Ascomycota; Saccharomycetes; Saccharomycetales; Saccharomycetaceae
Gene: LOG1
Product: Log1p
Exons: 1
Coding region: 1-693 (230 amino acids)
Biological process (GO): cytokinin biosynthetic process
Cellular component (GO): cytosol
Molecular function (GO): hydrolase activity, hydrolyzing N-glycosyl compounds
Source: RefSeq, a predicted model, not a curated record